CGAACUGGAGCAACGAAAAGACAACAAUAGCAGCGCUCAGAACUAAUAAGCUGCAGAGAGAGAGCCAGAGCAUUUGCAAGAGAGAAAAAGAGAGUAUGUGAACCAAAACGUCUACAGGGCAGCAGAAGUAUAUGUGUAUGGGAGAGAGAAAGAGAGAGCGACAGAGAGAGAGAAAGAAAUAACCCAUUUGGGUACGUUGUAAUUUAGCAAGACCCGCACAGAAUUUUUGGUGGCAAACGGCGCUCAGUGCUCAACGUGUCGUCGUGCUGUGAAAAAGUCGUACUGGAAAUUGGGCAGCUCUCUGACAGCGCUAGUCCACCCACCGCCAGCUGCUCGAACCUCAAGCUGCUGCUACACUACGUAUGCGGAAUUGCCGCCGGUUGUAAAACAGCAGAGCAAACAGUUUUGCAUAAUAUCUAUAGCAAAUAUAAAUAACAAAUAAAAGCAACAGCAAGCGAAUUAGUGUUUGAACGCAAUCAACAGUUUAGUGUAAAUAUUAAAAAAAAAAACAAAAAAACAUAAACAACAACAACAACAACAAUAAUAACAAACAAAUGCUUGUGAAGUGCAGCGUAAAGCGAUUUGUCGCAUUUUUCUAAUUCACAUUCACCCGCAAUUUCCGCAGCCAAAACGCCGCUCGUGUUAUCAGUUUUUACAGGCUGAAUAACGCUGCAGGCGUUUUCAAUUAAAUCAAGUUGACAGCACGUGGGGGCAAAUCAAACAGAAAUGAGCUGUUGAAUAGCUGUCAAGGAUUAGAUAGAAGCUUCCAGCCCAUUUGCGCGCGGAUAUUGAAGGCCGCCAAUAUUAAAAGAAGGCAUCAGGGCCGGAAGCGAACGUGCAUGAACUUAAAUCUAGAGGCUAAUGUAACAGAGACAACCACAGCCACAGGCACAGCUACAGGGGCUGAAGAUGACAACACACAUCCAGUUGACGGAAACAGUUUGAGUCGCACUCAUCAAUUACCCCUUCCAGCGGGCACCUGCGCUGCUUCUCUGCCUAUUAAAGUCGGAGCUAACCAAACAGCAGGCUGUUAGGCAACAGACGAUAGCAACAGGUCGUCAGAGCUUUGCUUAGAGACCCAACCCCAAGCACAUAAGUGGCCAUCUACGUGACUUUAUCAGCACACGCAGCUGGAGCCGCAGUCAAGCGCUUAACUGAAGAGCUUCGCACAAGGUGGAGGCGGCACAUUAACCAGCAGAUUGGGGCUGAUUUACUGGAUGUGUGAACAGCUAGAAUAAUGAAUAUUUGCAGCAGUCCGGCAUCACAGCGAAUCCGUAACCGUAUCCACAAACAGUGAGAAUCAUGACCGAUGUGUCUGCGGCAGCCGAUGGGGUCGCCGGUGGCGCCUGCGAGCGAGCACGCACAACAAACUCAGAGGCGCCAGCUGAGUCUGCGUCCAUAACAACGUCUACUUCAGUGUCCACGAAACCACUAAUCAAUGGUGCCAAAAAGGCGACAACAACAGCAGGAACAGGAACAGCAGGAACAGCAAUGGCAACCACAAGCAAUCAAGCCAAAUUGGAGCGUCACUUGCAGAGCAACAACAAUCAACAUGCAGCCGCAGAAAUGCCAACUUCGCCGUCGUCGUCGGCAAUGCCAUCGCAGGCAUCGCAGCCAUCGCAGCCAUCGCAGCCGUCGCAACCUUCGCUGCCCAAGCCAAAGGUUUCCGCUGACAGCGAACCGUGUGGACCUGCGGCCAGUGAUAAUUCGAGUGGCGCGUCUACUUCUUUGGCGUCCGCCAAGUGCAGCAGCAAGCAAGAUGUUGACGAGGUGGCCCGCCUGUUUGAGGAGAAGCCCGAGGCGUUUGAGAAAUGGCUAACGGAACGUGCCCCGCCUGAGGCGCUGAGUCGCCUGCACGAGUUCAUUGAGAGCCGUAAGCCGCACAAACGGCCCUCGGUCACAUCGGAUUUGUUCCAGCAGUGGAUGGCCUCGCCCGUUGUGCAGCAGAAGUCACCGCGCAAGCUUUCCAAUUCAUCGGUGCAUGCGCUGCCCGAAAGUCGACGCCAUUUGAUGGAACUGGACGAGGGUGAGCUCUUCAUGGAGCUGAUACGCGACGUGGCCAAUGAGCUGGACAUUGAUGUGCUCUGCCACAAGAUAUUGGUCAACGUCGGCCUGCUGACCCAUGCGGAUCGGGGAUCCCUUUUUCUGGCCAAGGGCACCCCCAACAACAAGUAUCUGGUGGCCAAACUGUUUGACGUCACACAAAAGACAGCUCUCAAGGAUGCGGUGACGCGGGCGCGAGCCGAAGAAAUUAUUAUACCAUUUGGCAUUGGCAUCGCUGGCAUGGUGGCGCAAACAAAGGAGAUGAUUAACAUCAAGGAGGCAUACAUGGAUGCGCGCUUCAAUUGCGAAAUCGAUCUAAAGACCGGCUACAAAACGAACGCCAUACUCUGCAUGCCCAUUUGCAAUUACGAGGGCGACAUCAUAGGCGUGGCACAAAUCAUCAAUAAAACGAAUGGCUGCAUGGAAUUCGAUGAGCACGAUGUGGAAAUAUUUCGCAGAUAUUUAACAUUCUGCGGCAUUGGCAUACAGAAUGCACAGCUUUUCGAAAUGUCCGUCCAGGAGUAUAGGCGCAAUCAAAUCCUUUUGAAUCUGGCGCGCAGCAUCUUCGAGGAGCAGAACAAUCUCGAGUGCCUUGUCACCAAAAUCAUGACCGAGGCCCGUGAGCUGCUCAAAUGUGAACGCUGCUCGGUAUUUCUGGUGGAUCUGGACUGCUGCGAGGAGAGCCAUUUGGAGAAGAUAAUCGAGAAGCCUCAUCAACUGGAGCAGCGCGCCACGCGUGCCAUUAAAGGCGGCGACAGCUUUGAGGAGAAGCAAAAGAUGCGCAAUCGUUUCACAGUUCUCUUCGAGCUGGGUGGCGAAUCUCAGGCGGCAAACGUAUCCAGGCCCUCCAUCAAUGAUCUGAGCCACUCGACACUGGCGCAGAUCGCACAAUUUGUGGCCACCACCGGACAAACGGUGAACAUUUGCGAUGUUCACGAUUGGGUCAGGGAGCACAAUCAAAUACGCGCCGAGGGAGAGAUCGAUAGCACACAUGCCAUACUCUGUAUGCCCAUUGUGAAUGCACAGAAGACGGUCAUAGGCGUGGCACAAUUGAUAAACAAGGCGAGCGGUUUGCCCUUCACCGAAUCGGAUGCCUCCAUAUUUGAGGCGUUCGCCAUAUUCUGCGGACUUGGCAUACACAACACACAGAUGUAUGAGAACGCCUGCAAGCUGAUGGCCAAGCAGAAGGUGGCGCUGGAGUGCCUCAGCUAUCAUGCCACGGCCGGUCAGGAUCAGACGGAGAAGCUCAUACAGGAUCCCAUUGCCGAGGCGGAGACGUACAAUUUGUACAGCUUCACCUUCACGGACUUUGACCUGGUCGAUGAUGACACUUGUCGUGCAGUACUGCGCAUGUUCAUGCAAUGCAACCUAGUCUCACAGUUCCACAUUCCCUACGAUGUGCUCUGUCGCUGGGUGCUGAGCGUACGCAAAAAUUAUCGUCCCGUCAAGUAUCACAACUGGCGGCAUGCUCUAAACGUGGCUCAGACAAUGUUUGCCAUGCUGAAGACGGGCAAAAUGGAACGUUUUAUGACCGAUCUGGAGAUACUUGGCCUGCUGGUGGCCUGUUUAUGUCACGAUCUCGAUCAUCGCGGCACCAACAAUGCAUUCCAAACCAAAACCGAAUCCCCAUUGGCUAUACUCUAUACCACCAGCACCAUGGAGCAUCAUCAUUUCGAUCAGUGUGUUAUGAUACUCAACUCCGAGGGCAACAAUAUAUUCCAGGCGCUGUCGCCCGAAGAUUACCGCAGUGUUAUGAAGACUGUCGAAAGCGCUAUACUUUCCACCGAUUUGGCAAUGUAUUUUAAGAAGCGUAACGCAUUUCUCGAAUUAGUUGAAAACGGCGAAUUUGACUGGCAGGGUGAGGAGAAGAAAGAUUUACUGUGCGGCAUGAUGAUGACGGCCUGCGAUGUAAGUGCCAUAGCCAAGCCCUGGGAGGUUCAGCAUCGCGUGGCCAAGCUGGUGGCAGAUGAGUUCUUCGACCAGGGCGAUUUGGAGAAGCUGCAGCUAAACACGCAGCCGGUGGCCAUGAUGGACAGGGAACGCAAGGAUGAGCUGCCCAAAAUGCAGGUGGGAUUCAUUGAUGUCAUUUGUUUGCCGCUCUAUCGCGUAUUAUGCGACACAUUCCCAUGGAUAACGCCGCUGUACGAGGGCACGCUGGAGAAUCGACGCAACUGGCAGGACUUAGCUGAAAAGGUGGAAAUGGGCCUCACCUGGAUCGAUCAUGAUACGAUUGACAAGCCAGUGGAGGAGUUUGCCGGCUGUGCCGAUGAGGAAAUCAAGGACAUUGAGUUCACAGUGACCACGCUCAACUGCAAUCAGCAGUCGCAGCAUGGCGGCGACGAUAGCCACACGCCGGAGCAUCAGCGCAGCGGCUCACGGCUAAGCAUCAAAAAGACCGGCGCCCUGGGCAAAGUAGUGCGCUCCAAGCUAUCAAAGACGCUUUACAACAGCAUGGAUGGCUCCAAGCCGAAAACAUCGCUCAAACUGCUCGAGUCGCAUGUCAGCGAGGAUAUGGAUGACAAGAGUCCGACAAGCCCAUCUCAGCCGCAUUUGGGCAGCGUUGGGCGGAUGUCGGCAUCAUCAUCCACAUCGUCUGCCGGCACCGUCGACAAGAGCAAGAAACGCUCCAAGCUGUGCGCGUUAUUAUGACGAAAACCCUCCAAUUAGAGUUUGCUGACCCCCUCCAGUGCGGCUGGCAGUGAGACUGACAAAAGCGGAGGGGGGCUGACCGACUUCUAAUUGCCUGAACCUGGCUGGACAGUGUGCUAAGCAACAAAUGCCAGCCAGAAAUCCUUAAAUUCAACAACUUAAAUGACAUUGUCUUAACUAACUACUAUAGUAUCUAAUUUAUGUGCAGUUCAAGUUGAAUGAAUACCUUUUUUGGUUACUCUACGUGUAUAUGCCUAUAAGUAGAGAACAACACACACAAACAUACCCAAACAGCAGAGAUAAUUGCAAUAUUAUACCUAAGUGAAUGUCAAAUCAUGUGAUCUAUUUAAGGUCCUAAAGGUCAAAGCGCAUGCGCGUUAUGCCUUUUGGUAUACUCUCUCCUUCUCUCUAACUCUCUAUUGGAAUCUGCGAAUUACCUGUAAGCUCUUAGGUGUUUGUACUCCGCUCUCCAGCUAAAACCAAACACUAUAUCUAAAUAGAUUAUCAAUAUUAAGUAGUUCUCUUUCGUAAUCGAAACCGUGCUAGUCAAGCGUAUGAAAUACCAACUAUAUAGCAUAUACACAUACAUGCAAUCACACGUAUGUUUAUAGUAUGUGUAACCUUGUGUAGGUUUAAGCAUGAAAUUUAAUGAGGCUAUCACACAUAUAACAUAUAUUGGCUAUCAAGGUUAAUGUACCCAAAAACUAUUACAACUAGUCCGCAUGUGAUAUCUACAUACACGUGUUGUACUCAACCUAUGGUAACUUGUGGUUAAAGCUUUUACUAUCUAGAUGGCAUAACUAAUUAAAAUACAAUCUACACUAAAUUAACAAUUAACUAUAGUAAAGCACAAUUUGUGUGUUAAAUAGCAACACGCAAUUAACCUACUCAUAUAUGUUUAGCCAAACAACCAGAACUUGUGAAGAAUAUAAACUAUAGCAAUAUUAUAUGAUAUUUCUAGACUAGCUAAAUUACCUACCUAUAUAUCUAUAUAUAAAAAAAAAAUCAAAAGACACUCAAAUAAAUAUGGUAUGUACUUUGUCGUUUGUGAGCACAGCACAGGAUGGAAAUAUUGUAAAAUUCAAACAUACCAACGUUUAAAUAUUAAAAAAAAAAAAAUAAUAAUAAAUAUAAUAAUGAAAAAUUUAUUGUAGAGACAAAAAUAAACACAUAUAAAAUGCGUUGCGUGGCGUCAAUUUUGUCAAUUUUUGAAUUCAACUCAAAUCUAAAUGGCAGUUUAAGCAAAUCGUUAGUAUAUUCUAUUAGCACCUAUUCAAUUAGUGAUUAACUAUUUAUAUUAACUAAAAGAUAUGCGCACUUUUGUGUAUCCCAAUCUCUCUAUCCGUCAGAGCAAAGUUGCAAAGAAUCUUACUUUAUGUGUGUAUAAAGCGGUCAAGUAUAUAGCGUAUUCUAAAAAUAUAUACUCAUAGAAAUAUAUAUAUAAAUAUAUCUAUAUGUAUGGGACACUUGUAAUUGUUAACAACUAAUUGCUAAUGCUUAAAUGUAAAUUAUAGGCACCUCAUUAUUUGUGUAACUGCAGCAAAACAGUUGCAACAAAAGCAAAAAGGAAGAGAAAAAAAACGAAAUACUAUUUUUCUAACUAUUCUGUCGCGCCAUUUGAGAAUCAAAAUCCAGACAACUUUAUGAACAAACUUUAGAACUUGUUUAUGAGUUUUUUUUCAAUUGCUUUGCUUGGAAAACCACCUCAAUUGGUUUUCAAGGAUUAUGUAGUUUUAUAAAUGCCAACCAUAUGGUUAUAAGUAUGAACACAAACACAAUCAGAAAUUAGAGUACGCUUCAAAUGUCCUUUGUCUUUUGUCCUUUGGCACUCACCCAAACUCUUCUUGGAAAGUAACCCAUUUUGUGUAUAUAAACAAAUUUUGAGUUGAUUUCGAAACAAUGAAAAAAUUAGUAGGCCGCAUUGCAAUCGCAGUUUAUGCGAAGUCCUCCUGCGUUUGAUGGCCUCAUCAUUCUUAUAAGUUUGCUGGAAUUUAUUGAAAUUUUAUUAAUUUGUGUAAUUACAUAUGUAAGAGAAUGCAAUUGAAUCAAAAAUAAAUCACACCAUUGAAAAUUCUAAAAA
Messenger RNA from Drosophila virilis, 6772 nucleotides. RefSeq names its product phosphodiesterase 6 (gene Pde6). The record is from RefSeq and is a predicted model, not a curated record. Gene Ontology annotation, biological process: signal transduction. Lineage: Eukaryota; Metazoa; Arthropoda; Insecta; Diptera; Drosophilidae. Gene Ontology annotation, molecular function: 3',5'-cyclic-nucleotide phosphodiesterase activity; protein binding.